AUGCCGCAACAGCAUUCCCACUACUUCAUUCUCUCCCCCUUUGGCCUAACUUUCCUCACUGGCUAUCGCCAAAUUUGGAGAUGCCAAUUCUUUUUGAAGGCUGACGUUGCAAAUAAUAUCAACGCCGUGGAACUGCUUUCGCUACGGGAUCCAGGACCAUGGGGCGGGCCUGGUGGAAAUCAAUGGGACGAUGGGGUUUUCGCAGCAGUACAGAAAGUCCAUCUCUAUAUUGGAUAUGGUUGGAUACAUGCUAUCCAGGUCGAAUACUUGAAAAGAGAUGGCAAGAAUAUUUGGUCACCAAUGCACGGCACUCCCAUUGGUGAAUUGAUCGAAAUGAACUUCGCUGGGGAGGUACUAGUUGGAAUCGAAGGGCAUUGCGGUCCGGUUGAGGGGGAAAAUGGAGUUGGUGUGACUAUAACAUCUAUUUCCUUGUACACAAACAGGGGAAAAUAUGGUCCUUUUGAGGAGGAAAUUCAAAUGAGAGGGGCAGAUCGUAUUUUAUUUCAGGGCUCUCUGGGAAGGUGGUUGGAUUCUUUGGCAAGAGUGAGACCUAUUUGAAUGCAAUCGGAGUCCACAUAGAAUAUCGUUGAAUGUUUACACCGGCGGUGUAAAGAAUUUAUUCUCAUCUUUAAUCUUUUUCUUUUUUUUUCCCUUUCUUUUGUUGCCAACCAAUGACUCCAGACUUGAACAACUCU
This is a messenger RNA of Rhododendron vialii, 695 nucleotides long. Its product is annotated as agglutinin-like. The record is from RefSeq and is a predicted model, not a curated record. The transcript has 3 exons. The coding region runs from base 1 to 558 and encodes 185 amino acids. NCBI's taxonomy places the organism in Eukaryota, Viridiplantae, Streptophyta, Magnoliopsida, Ericales, Ericaceae.